Neofelis nebulosa (Clouded leopard) is the source of this 2855-nucleotide messenger RNA. RefSeq names its product UDP-glucuronosyltransferase 2A1. Bases 1 to 2217 code for a protein of 738 amino acids. The record is from RefSeq and is a predicted model, not a curated record. NCBI's taxonomy places the organism in Eukaryota, Metazoa, Chordata, Mammalia, Carnivora, Felidae. The transcript has 7 exons. Gene Ontology annotation, molecular function: UDP-glycosyltransferase activity.
AUGUUAAACAAGAACAUUCUGCUGUUGUGUCUCCAGAUUAGUCUCCUAGGAAUCACUCAUGGUGGGAAUGUUCUGAUUUGGCCAAUGGAAGGUAGUCACUGGCUGAACAUUAAGAUAAUUAUAGAUGAGUUGAUUGAAAAAGAGCAUAAUGUGACUGUCUUAGUUGCCUCUGGUGCACUUUUCAUCACGCCAACCUCAACCCCAUCUCUGACAUUUGAAAUAUAUAAGGUGGCCUUUGGCAAAGAAAGAAUAGAAGGACUGAUCAAGGACUUUGUUUUGACAUGGAUGGAAAAGAGGCCAUCUCCUUCAACCAUUUGGAGAUUCUAUCAAGAUAUAGCCAAAGUCAUCAAGGACUUCCACAUGGUAUCUAGAGAAAUCUGUGAUGGUGUUCUUAAAAACCAAAAGCUGAUGGACAAGCUGAAGAAAAGCAAAUUUGAGGUCCUGAUAUCAGAUCCAGUAUUUCCUUGUGGUGACAUAGUAGCUUUAAAGCUGGGAAUUCCAUUUAUGUACUCCCUCAGGUUUUCUCCAGCCUCAACAGUGGAAAAACAUUGUGGGAAGGUACCAUACCCUCCUUCCUAUGUUCCUGCCACUUUAUCAGAACUCACGGACCAGAUGUCUUUCACUGACAGAAUAAGAAAUUUCAUCUCCUACAGUCUACAGGACUACAUGUUUAACACUCUUUGGAAAUCAUGGGAUUCCUACUAUAGUAAAGCUUUGGAUGGUAGCCAUUGGUUAAAUAUUGAGCUCAUUCUAGAAGAGCUGAUCCAAAGAAAUCACAAUGUGACUGUACUGGCUUCAUCAGCAACUCUAUUCAUCAACUCCAAUCCUGAUUCUCCUGUGAAUUUUGAAGUGAUACCUAUCUCCUAUAAGAGCAGCGAUAUAGACUCCUUAAUUGAACACAUGAUAAUGCUGUGGAUAGACCACAGACCAACUCCUGUCACUCUCUGGACUUUCUACAAAGAACUAGGAAAAUUUCUAGAUGCUGCUUUUCGAAUGAAUAUACAAAUCUGUGAUGGAGUAUUAAACAACACCAAGUUACUGGCAAGACUUCAGGAAGGUGGUUUUGAUGUAUUGUUAGCAGACCCAGUAACUGUCUGUGGGGACCUGGUUGCUCUGAAAUUAGGAAUUCCAUUUGUGUACACACUGAGGUUCUCUCCAGCCUCAACAGUGGAGAGACACUGUGGGAAAAUCCCCGCACCUGCCUCCUAUGUUCCUGCAGCUUUGUCAGAGCUCACAGACCACAUGACCUUUGGUGAGAGGGUAAAAAAUACUAUAUCCUAUCUUCUGCAAGACUACAUAUUUGAAUCCUAUUGGGGAGAAUGGAAUUCAUACUACAGCAAAGUUCUAGGAAGACCCACUACAUUAUGUGAGGUUAUGGGGAAAGCAGAAAUUUGGCUAAUCCGGACAUAUUGGGAUUUUGAAUUUCCUCGUCCAUACUUACCUAAUUUUGAGUUUGUAGGAGGGUUGCACUGUAAACCAGCCAAACCAUUACCUAAGGAAAUGGAAGAAUUUGUCCGAAGUUCAGGUGAAGAUGGUAUUGUGGUGUUUUCUCUGGGGUCAAUGGUCAGAAACCUCUCAGAUGAAAAAGCCAAUCUCAUUGCCUCAGCCCUGGCCCAGAUUCCACAAAAGGUUUUAUGGAGAUACAAAGGAAAGAAACCAGCCACAUUAGGAGCCAAUACUCGGCUCUAUGAUUGGAUACCCCAGAAUGAUCUUCUUGGUCAUCCCAAAACAAAAGCUUUUAUCACUCAUGGUGGAACCAAUGGGAUCUAUGAAGCUAUUUAUCAUGGGGUUCCUAUGGUGGGAGUUCCCAUGUUUGCUGAUCAGCCUGAUAAUAUCGCUCACAUGAAGGCCAAAGGAGCAGCUGUGGAGGUGAACAUAAACACAAUGACAAGUGAAGAUCUGCUCAAUGCCUUGAGAACAGUCAUUAAUGAACCUUCUUAUAAAGAGAAUGCUACAAGGUUAUCAAGGAUUCAGCAUGAUCAACCUGUAAAGCCCCUAGAUCGAGCAGUCUUCUGGAUAGAGUUUGUCAUGCGUCACAAAGGAGCCAAGCACCUGCGUCCAGCUGCCCAUGACCUCACCUGGUUCCAGUACCAUUCUUUCGAUGUGAUUGGUUUCCUGCUGGUCUGUGUAGCAACUGCUAUCUUCUUGGUCACAAAAUGUUGUUUGUUUUCUUGCCAAAAACUUGGUAAAACAGGAAAGAAGAAAAAGAGGGAAUAGAUCUUUCUAAGUUUGGCAAAGGCCUUAAUGGGCAAUCCUGUUCAUUCUAGCCACAGUGACCUUAAUGAAAACACAUUAUCUCCAUCCUGUUUUCAAAAUUCCCUUUCCUCUACCUUAGCUUAGAGAUAAAGCCUAGAAUUCAACAUGAUCAUUAACUAGUAAACACGUCCCAGUCUUCUUUUGUCUUCUCCCAGGUGCCUUUACCCUCUUCUUCUCAUUUUCCUGACACAGGGACACUAAUAAUUUUAUGUAUACUCUAUUCAAAAUACCACUGUUUUUCAGUAUGCUUAACCUUAGGAACGUGCUGGCUGACAACAUGAUGAAUCCUCAGGAACACACAAAGUAUGAGCUGAAUGUGAUGGAUGUACGGAACAUAGAAGACUAAACUUCACAAGUUCCCCUAGAAUAUACAAAUCAAGGAACCACCAUAAAAGAUUAGUAUGCUAUAAUAAGAGUAAUUAUUUCUUUUUGCAUAAAAAUAAGCCCUUCUGCUAGCCCAAAGCGACUGGAGUCAGAGCCUAUAUUGAUAACUGUAAUAAUGUAUCAUUCUAGGGAAAGUCUACAAAUUCCCACUGAACACACAGAUAAUCGUGGCCUAUGUUCCAGCCUGUAAUCAACCAGUACUCUUGUGUGGACUC